Molecule: messenger RNA, 852 nt
Organism: Postia placenta MAD-698-R-SB12
Lineage: Eukaryota; Fungi; Basidiomycota; Agaricomycetes; Polyporales; Adustoporiaceae
Exons: 2
Coding region: 1-852 (283 amino acids)
Biological process (GO): CDP-choline pathway
Cellular component (GO): nuclear envelope
Molecular function (GO): choline-phosphate cytidylyltransferase activity; phosphatidylcholine binding
Source: RefSeq, a predicted model, not a curated record
AUGCUCUCUGGGGAUGACCUGUCGGACUACGACGUGAUCUCGGACGGACACCGUUCCCUCGAGUCGAGCAUCGCAGACCUCAGUCACGUGGACGUUGAAGCCGCGGAUAUCCAUGAGCCCCCACCGCCACCGGCUGCACGAGAUCGCUUUGACACGGUAUCACUGAGUGCAGACGACAUACAGAAGUAUGUCCGUAAAGCGGUACCUUCCAUCCCGGGCCGCAGGUGGUCUGGAGACGGGACAGUGAGGGUAUAUGUCGAUGGGAUCUUCGAUCCGUUCCAAGCAAGAGAUGCACUACAGUUACGACAAGCGAAGCUGUCGUUACCCUGUGUGCAUCUCAUGGUCGGGGUGUUCGUGGAUGAGCUCUGCGAGUCCCACCAGAUACCGAUCAUAUGGCCGCACGUGGACAGAUGUGAGGUGCUCCGGCACUGCCGCUGGGUAGACGAGGUAGUGCCCGACGCGCCCUGGAUGCUUGAUGACAAGUUUCUGCGGGCGAAGCGGAUCGACUACGUCGCCAUUGAUGAGGGGUCAACCGUCAACCCCGCUUAUGAUGCCGAUCGGUUAAGGGGCUACGACCUUGUGAAGAGCCUCCGUAUGUACCGCUUGUAUCUCCGCCCAUUGCGCACUCUCAAGAGAUUCUCUUUAACAGGAAGGGCGAUCCCGAUCAAGAGAACGACGGUAUUGACUCCGAUUGAGCCCCGCGGCCUAUCCGUUUUCAUGGAGUCGGCCAACGGAACGCUUCGAGGGGCGAUACCUACCCGCGCAAGGCCCCGCUUCUCUGUCGACGAGCCGGACCCGGAUCCGUUCGAGGAGCCCAGGACGGAUGAAUUUGGAACAGGAUAUGGAAUAUAG